GGGGAUAUUCAAUGUGCUGAGAUUGGUCACUUGGGAGCACGUUUUUUUUUCGGCUUGUUAAGUUGGCAUUCAGUCUUUUUGUUUGUGCAGUGGUAGCAAAAUGUCUCUCGUAAUCCCCGAGAAGUUCCAGCACAUUCUUCGUAUCUUAGGUACGAACAUCGAUGGCAAACGCAAAGUCAUGUUUGCCCUUACAGCCAUCAAGGGCGUAGGCCGGCGGUACUCCAACAUAGUCCUCAAAAAAGCCGACGUCGACUUGGACAAGCGCGCCGGCGAGUGCUCUGAAGAAGAGGUCGAAAAAAUCGUCACCAUCAUGUCCAAUCCUCGCCAAUACAAAAUCCCCGACUGGUUCUUGAACAGGCAAAAGGACAUAAUUGACGGAAAAUACAACCAGCUGACUUCGGCCACGUUAGACUCAAAGUUGCGUGAAGAUUUAGAACGCAUGAAGAAAAUUAGGGCCCACAGGGGUAUGCGCCACUACUGGGGUCUGAGAGUGCGCGGUCAACACACCAAGACCACCGGACGUCGCGGACGCACCGUGGGUGUCUCCAAGAAGAAGUAAUUUAAUUAAUUUAAGAAAAUAAAUUGAUGGUUUUCAUA
Molecule: messenger RNA, 597 nt
Organism: Zophobas morio
Lineage: Eukaryota; Metazoa; Arthropoda; Insecta; Coleoptera; Tenebrionidae
Gene: RpS18
Product: small ribosomal subunit protein uS13
Exons: 3
Coding region: 101-559 (152 amino acids)
Biological process (GO): translation
Cellular component (GO): cytosol; small ribosomal subunit; ribosome
Molecular function (GO): RNA binding; structural constituent of ribosome
Source: RefSeq, a predicted model, not a curated record